AUGUUCUGGGAUGGUUUCCAGUGGGUGCCUCGCGCAGACACAGGCAUCACCAACGACAUCAAUGCGUCCCGAAAGAAUCGGCGGCUCUAUUUAGGCAAUUUGCCGUAUCAUCUUGGAGUCACAGAGGAUUCUUUCUCGAAGCAGCUUUACGAGACGAUGCGUGACCGCAGUAUGUGCAACGAUCCAAACCAAAAUCCUGUGCUCCAUGUGUGGUUUGCGCGAGAUAAAGGUGCCAACUAUGGCUUUUGCGAGAUUGCCUCGCAAGAGGAGACCGAGCGCGCCUUGCAGCUGGAUGGCAUGCUGGUCCUAGGUGUUCCAGUUUCCAUCAAGCGGCCCAAUGACGCAGUGAGUCCUCUUGGCAUGAUUGGUGGUGUGCCUGUGGGUAUGCAGAUGCCAGGCCAGGGUGGCAUGCUGGCGCUGCCAUCCGCACAGGUGAGUGCCACCAGCCCGAUCAUCAGAAUUGACGAAAUCUUGAAGGUAGAUGAGAAGACCACGGAGGAUGAUUUCAACGAUGUAAAGGAAGACAUGCAGGAAGGUUGUGGAGCCCAUGGCAAGCUUGUUAUGGUAGCUAUUGUGAAGCCUGAGCAUGCAAAGGGCAACGCGACCUUGAAGCCAGGUGAUGUCUACCUGCAGUGUGCCACAACAGACGAAGCCACGAAGGUCAUGAGAGCCAUGGGCCAUCGGAAGUACGAUGGCAGGCAGAUCUCAAUGACAUCCUAUGAGGAGAGCAAGUUCAACACGGAGAUCAAACCGCUCUUCUGA
Durusdinium trenchii is the source of this 762-nucleotide messenger RNA. Lineage: Eukaryota; Dinophyceae; Suessiales; Symbiodiniaceae. The record is from the annotation of a GenBank genome assembly.